GGUUAAUGACCUUGUCUCGCCAUUCCGCCCGAUCACCUCCUGCCAACGCGUAACAACAAUUUUCGUAAGGUCACCAGGCAUUUGGCCGGACCACGAUACUUGUUUAAUGUCGCAUAGAGAUUUGACACGAAACAGGUGGUUGGGACAGACCUUACUCUACUCAUCCUUUGCUCAUCAACUCUAUCUAGGGUCUCCCCCCGGCCGCGUUAUCUGGAAUUCUCAUAUGCUUCUAGCAGACCCUUCGUGUGUACCAGUCCAGCAAAGAUAACCAUAAAAUGUAGGAUUUGAUGACUCGAACCACAGAUGUCGAAUAUCUCUGGACACCAUCUCUCAGGAAUCUAGGAUCGUAAGAUUCUGGCUGCAUCUAGUAAGGUGUUUUCAGGUUAUCACUUACUCGAAUUGCAUAUGCCAAAGCUCCAGUGAGAUUCAAGCAUGCCAUCCACAGCAUCCAAUCGAGGCUCAUACGGCGUCGUGCCAACUCCCACCCGUAUAUAGAUAUACCAUGGACUAUGAAACCCACGGCAGACAGUCCCAGUCCAGCAUACAUGCCGGCGCGGUAGACACGAAGUCUCGGGCUCCGAAAUUUUGGAUGAAAGGUCGCCGUGGCACAGAGCAGCGCUAAUACCGUCACCUAUUGACCAUCAGUCUCGAUUCGAUGGCGGCUGAGUCUUCUCUGAUGGUGUGUUAUACCACAAUCCAGUAAAAGUUCCGAAGUACUGGUUCAUCAUGGAAGCCGUAAUAGACCGUAGGUACGGUUGCACCCCACAUCAAAAUCACCACUCCCAGAUAAUCCAGUUGGUUCCCAAACGCUGCCGUUUGAGGACUGUGAUUUGCGAUGACAUGAAAACUAACGGAGGAGGUUACAACAACAUCAGCAUGUGCAGGGUAGUUAUACCCACGUGGCAGAUAGGAAGAAACAUGCGGCCACCCCCAGAGCAAAUAUGGCAAAGACCAAAGCAUCAGCAAUAUUCGGUCCUGGCCCACGUCUUUGUUGAGAUACGUAUCUGUACACGUAUAGAGGCAGGACCAGAAACAUCAAGCACCCUGCUAGAUGCGAAUGUAUAUUGACUGUGCUCAUCAUGAUCAGAGAGCAAUUUCUCGAACCGAGGACUACAGACCUGUUUCGUUGUGCACCAUAAAUGCGCUUGUGAAGGAGGCUUUCAGAGAACCCGAAGCAGAGCUUUUGUAACCAUGAGCUCAAAACGGACCGAUUCGAUUUGCACAGGUCAUACCGAUAUCCUGAGAGAAUAUAUUCAUUAUCCCUAUUUCGACGUGAGCUAUACGACACUUCAGGUUCUCCACGAGUCAACCCACCUUUGCCAUGGUUCUAUCAUGGGAAGUAUGGUUCAGUAUUUGAUCUUGUGAAGGGGCCGCAAGACGUACGUAAUUGUUCCCAACGUAAAAGACGUCCGGCAAUCGAUGAAGACACGCCUUGCUUUCCCUGGCAUACUUGUUAAAUCACCGUUCGUCGAGCGACUUGAUAAUGGUACCUUCUUCUUAGGGUUCUCACCUACGAGGGCCUGGCUGCUGGAAGGAGCGAAGGACCGGCGUGACGUAUCCGGAGGUGGCACGAACAGUAGUAGAACACAAUUCGCUCCGGCCCGAGGCUUGUCGCGGUCCAACAACGCUACACACAGUACUUAUGAUCGACUUGUCAGUAUCAACUUAUUGACUUCAUCUACCUAUCUCAUGAAACAUGAUUGAGACUACCAAUACGUAUCUACGUCCCAUCGGGUAUGCACACUGUAAGCUUCCAGCAUGAACUCUCUCAGCUUCUCGGGAUGAAGCCAUACAUGUUUUGCCCUCAUUUCUACACCUCAUGGUGUUCAGAGACUACGGAUUUCAACAGUGGAAUAUCAGCAACCUGUUGUCACGGCCAUGACGACCACAUUCUCGACCCUCCGAUGCUGAUCGUUCACAGAAAGACGUGGGCCGGUGACACCAAGAACGCUCUACAAAAUCAAGGUUACAAGAACGCCGAGUGGUCAGCCUUGCACUCAUUCUAUGCCACUAUGGGAGUGUUUGUUAUUGAUAUCCACGCAAGGUUCAACUACUUUUUUCCCACCGGAAUUCUUGCUACCACCUUUCGAAAAAAGCCAGCUGGAGAAGUUAUAUUGUUUUGGGGAUCCUUGUGCACCAUGUGUGGUUUGGCUUAUGGCUUUGCUAGAGUUUAUCAUGUUGUUAAGUCUUUUAUCAGCCUUCGCCAGUUAGCUGCUACGGCAUAUCAGACUCCAGACUGGUCAGCACAGAUUCCACAUCUUUAGAUGACGUCUUGGCUGUCAUUUUUGUCUACCACGUUUUUGUCACACUACGCUGCAGAGUUGAGUCUUUCCUUUUUUAUCUCGCCAUUAAUUUGUCUCGCCAUU
Messenger RNA from Exophiala oligosperma, 2366 nucleotides. RefSeq lists its product as uncharacterized. The transcript is spliced from 2 exons. Bases 1737 to 2264 code for a protein of 175 amino acids. The record is from RefSeq and is a predicted model, not a curated record. Lineage: Eukaryota; Fungi; Ascomycota; Eurotiomycetes; Chaetothyriales; Herpotrichiellaceae.